Erigeron canadensis is the source of this 2089-nucleotide messenger RNA. Its product is annotated as MLO-like protein 6. Gene Ontology annotation, biological process: defense response. Gene Ontology annotation, cellular component: membrane. The coding region runs from base 174 to 1976 and encodes 600 amino acids. The transcript has 14 exons. The record is from RefSeq and is a predicted model, not a curated record. NCBI's taxonomy places the organism in Eukaryota, Viridiplantae, Streptophyta, Magnoliopsida, Asterales, Asteraceae.
ACUUAUAUAAAUUCAUUAAGGAAACCGUGUUCUCAUAAUCAUUUCCUUAAACUCUUUUCUAUAUAGCUUUGAAGGCAUAUAUUCAAAAUCAUCCAUCAUCAUUCCAAUAUAUAUUUUCAAAUUAAUUAAUCUUAUAUAUCUUUAAUUCUGGAGACAGCAGCUGAUCAUUAUAAAUGGGUAAAGCAAGUGGAAGGUCUUUGGAAGAGACUCCUACAUGGGCAGUAGCUACCGUCUGUUUUGUGUUGAUCGUAAUCUCCAUCAUUAUCGAACAGACCAUCGAAAAGAUCGGUCAUUGGUUAAAGAAGAAACACAAAAAUGGUCUAUAUGAAUCACUACAAAAGAUCAAAGCAGAGCUUAUGCUGCUAGGAUUCAUAUCGUUGCUACUAACGGUAGGAACAACUCAGAUCACAAGAAUAUGUAUAUCAGAAAGUGCAGCUUCCAGCUGGCUUCCAUGCAGCCAGCUGGAGAUUGAUGAAGACAAAAAGGAUGAUACUACUAGUGAUGAAGAAAUAGAGAAUCGUCGCCGUAGAUUACUAGGUUGGUCGUCGGAGAUGAUGCUGCAGGGUGACCGUCGCAUGUUGGGAGAAAGCAGUAGUCGUAGUGGCGGCGACACAUGUGAAGAGCAGGGAAAAGUGUCGUUUAUGUCAUACGACGGGGUUCACCAGCUUCAUAUAUUCAUCUUUGUGUUGACUGUAUCUCAUGUUUUUUACUGCGUUCUCACCAUGGCUUUAGGUAGAUUGAAGAUGAGAAAUUGGAAGCGGUGGGAAUCGGAAAUAAAAACACCUGAGUAUCAAUUCUCUCAUGAUUCAAAAAGAUUCAGAUUUACAAGAGAUACAUCUUUUGGAAGAAGACACAUGAGUUCUUGGAGCAAGUCUCCCAUCUUACUUUGGAUUGUUUGUUUCUAUAGACAAUUUGUUAGAUCAGUGCCCAAAGUUGACUACUUGACAUUGAGGCAUGGAUUCAUCAUUGCGCAUUUGGCACCCCAUAGCCACUCAAGCUUCGAUUUUGCAAGUUACAUUAACAGAUCACUUGAAGAAGAUUUCAAGGUGGUUGUGGAAAUCAGCCCGCCGAUUUGGUUAUUUGCUGUCGCUUUCUUGCUCUUCAGUACUCAUGGAUGGUAUUCUUAUCUAUGGCUACCCUUUGUCCCCCUGAUUAUAGUGUUGAUUGUGGGGACAAAAUUACAAGUGAUUAUCACGAAAAUGGGCUUAAAGUUCCAAGAUAGAGGAGUGGUCAUUAAGGGUGAACCAGUGGUUCAGCCUGGUGAUGAUCUCUUUUGGUUCAAUCGCCCCCGUUUACUUCUCCACCUCCUCAAUUUUGUCCUCUUUCAGAAUGCAUUUCAGUUUGCCUUCUUCUCCUGGACUUCGUACCAAUUUGGAUUGAACUCGUGUUUUCAUGAGCACACCGAGGAUAUUAUCAUCAGAAUCACAAUGGGGGUAACAAUUCAGAUCCUGUGCAGUUAUGUAACUCUUCCUCUAUAUGCCCUUGUCACGCAGAUGGGAUCCACAAUGAGACCGACGGUAUUCAAUGAAAGAGUAGCGACUGCAAUAAGAAGAUGGCACCACACCGCAAGAAAGAACAUUAAAGAAAACAAGAAAUCAUCAGGCCAAAUGACCCCAAUGUCAAGUAGGCCUGGGACACCAUCCAAUGUUGACAGUUUGUCCCCGGUCCACCUCUUAGGUCACUAUCGUACCAAUAUGGACAACCUUCAAAUCUCCUCACCCAGAUUAAGUGAAUAUUUAGACCCUGAUGGUUCAUCCUCACCUACCUACCCCAUCAGUAGAGAGCCUUCAUUUUAUCAUGAGAUUGAGCUAAGCUACAUAGAUGAGGCUAUAGACCAACAAGACCACGAGCCUGGUUCAUCACAAGUGGCAUUGUAUGAAAUUGCUCCUAUUGAAAGGCAACAGGCCGAGGUUACAGUACGUGUUUCAAAAGAUUUUUCAUUUGACAAAAGACCAAAUACAGUAGUAUAUGAUUAAAAUGUUAGAUGGGGAGUAUGAUCAAUAUUUUGAUCGUAAUCCAGCUACCAAACCACAUCCGAUAUUGAAAAUUUUGUAAUUCAUUUACCAAUAGAGAUAUCCUUUUGUAUGUA